This is a messenger RNA of Solanum pennellii, 823 nucleotides long. RefSeq names its product eukaryotic translation initiation factor 5A-1. The transcript has 5 exons. Gene Ontology annotation, biological process: positive regulation of translational elongation; positive regulation of translational termination. The record is from RefSeq and is a predicted model, not a curated record. NCBI's taxonomy places the organism in Eukaryota, Viridiplantae, Streptophyta, Magnoliopsida, Solanales, Solanaceae. Gene Ontology annotation, molecular function: ribosome binding; RNA binding; translation elongation factor activity. Bases 130 to 609 code for a protein of 159 amino acids.
GUCACUUAAACGCAUUAUCAUAUCAUAUAUAUAUAUACACGAAAAGAAACAGGCAAGCAAAUCCCUCAGUCCCAGUAGUCCCAAAUUUCUCUUUCUCCUUAAUCCUCUCCACCGGCGAAGAUCAAAACGAUGUCGGACGAAGAGCACCACUUCGAAUCCAAGGCCGAUGCCGGAGCUUCAAAGACGUAUCCUCAACAAGCUGGUACUAUUCGUAAAGGUGGUCACAUCGUCAUCAAAAAUCGUCCUUGCAAGGUGGUUGAAGUUUCAACUUCCAAGACAGGCAAGCACGGUCAUGCUAAAUGUCACUUCGUGGCAAUUGACAUUUUCACGGGAAAGAAGCUUGAGGAUAUUGUUCCCUCUUCUCACAAUUGUGAUGUUCCUCAUGUGAAUAGGACUGAUUAUCAGCUUAUUGAUAUCUCUGAGGAUGGCUUUGUGAGUCUGUUGACUGAAAAUGGUAACACCAAGGAUGACUUGAGACUCCCAACUGAUGAUACUCUUCUGGCUCAGGUCAAAGAUGGUUUUGCUGAGGGGAAAGACCUGGUUCUAUCAGUGAUGUCUGCCAUGGGAGAGGAGCAGAUUUGUGGUAUCAAGGACAUUGGCCCUAAGUAGCUGCAGAUGGUAUUAGUGUAUGUUUACAGAGUUUCUAAAAAAGAUGUAUUAAGAACCAAAACUUCUUUACUUUCUCUUGCAGUUGCAGUUGUUCUAUAUAACUGCCAUUUAACUAUUAUUAUUAUAUGGUGUUGUGAUUGGAUUCUUGUACUCACUACGGUAUUUCCUUUACUCUGAUAUUGCUACCUUUCUAGUAUCGUCUCUGGACGUAAAA